AUGGAGGAUAUUCAACCAAUGCUCACUCCACAAGGACUUUGCUUCACAGUGUCGCCAAAUAUGACAGUCAGAAGGCCCGGUCCUGAGACAACACUUUCCUUGCUGCUAAACUUGGAGGUAUACGAGAUUAUUCCCGGGACAGUCAUCGAUGCCGGGCUUUCGCGAUACCACCAAUACUGUGGUCGUCGUGAUGUCGGUCCAUUUUCUUCUAUGCAGUACUCAAGAGCAGCAUGUCAGUGGGUGGCAGCGACGCAGGAAGUUGAGAAAGUUUGCGGAUGUCGCCCUGUGCACAGUCCUUACAACCAGGACUACUUCCGUCAGGAGAAAGCUAAAAACGACAUCAUGAACCGUCUUAGAUCAACAAAAGGUCUUGUACAAUGCACAUUCAGUCAGGAAAUUGAAUGUGUCGCCAAAUAUGUAGCUCUGCUGGAUCCUGUCAACUCAUCUAUCGUGUGUCCAGAAGACUGUGAAGAAGUUUCUUUUUCAUCUGUAGUUUUCGGUGGCCGUCUGGUAGCGUCCGACCUGACGUCUGUGCUACCAGGCGACUGGGAAGACUUGAAAGAAGCAAAAGUGACCGAAUUUCAGAGAGCUAUGAACGAGAUUCCGAAUCAUCGCAUUCCCGUGGUUAGAGAAGUGCAGUCACUGGCAAACAUUGCACAAGAGUUCGCCCAAUUGGCAAUUCGUGUAUUUACCUUGAUGCCCAACUCCUCUACGGUGCCUUGCCUAGCACCAGGUGGGGUACGAGAUUUGGAACGUGCGCUGAUUCAUCUCAAAGCGCAGGAGCCAAUGUGGGAACGCAUCACUACGUACUUCAGAAGAUCACUUUUCCAUGAGUUGAAGUCAACAGCGGCUACAUUGGGAGUGGUCCUUAAGAAUGAUGGAACAAUCAGUGGCCAAGUCGACUACGUCGCAUUCUCCCUUCUGCAACUGAGCGUGAUGGAAACCCGCACUGAACAUUCAUUUGGUCUCAAAAACAUGGAUAUGGAAACUAGAAAGAAGGUCCUAGAUUUCGUGCUGCCCUUUGUACGCGAAAUGGAAACAUGCCUGAUGAAGAUUCAUGACAAUGUGGACAGAUCUCUUGAAAUCGCUCUGGAUUGUCGACAGAUAUUCCUUGAUCGCUAUUCUGUCUUGGUUGAUGCCCAGCACGUCUACACUUUUGGUCAGGCACUCUCGGAUGUCGUAGCCGAUUACAUCUCUUAUAUGAAUAAAGUAGUGGCGGCUUUGCGAAGAUUUAUCUCUGUUAAUCGGGUUAAAAUUCUCGACUGGCACAACUUCACUAUUGAGCUGAAAACUUUUGAGACUCUAUAUAGAGAUGGUGGAGUGGACAAUGUUGAAAUCCUCGAACUAAUGAAAUUACGGAAACUUAUUGUCACCGAUGCUCAAGAAUACAAGUAUGAGGGGCACAUAUUGCAGAUCACUCCCCUCAUUGCAUUUUACGAAGAUGGGCUUCGAGCACGGAGGAACGUUUUACGACGUCUAGGCAUAAAAUCAACGAAACCUUCAAGUCUGAGCGUUGUCGAGGGUACUAUAAACUGCCUUUUGAAGAUCUCCGCCGAGAUUCCUCUUCUGAAGGUACUUUUCAAUCGUUUUUCUUCUUACUUCCAUUAG
Messenger RNA from Haemonchus placei, 1608 nucleotides. The record is from the annotation of a GenBank genome assembly. Lineage: Eukaryota; Metazoa; Nematoda; Chromadorea; Rhabditida; Trichostrongylidae.